ACUGCAAAGUGACUCUAAGACGUCAACACGCAGAAAGCUUCGUUCGUUCAACGAUUUUCUCCAAAUCGUGAAAACAAAACAAAAGUCAUGGAAAACUCAACUGAGCUCCGUUCCAUUUGUGAAGAACACAUCAGCGGUGUGGUCCAACAACAUUCAUCUUUUGCUGAAAAGGAUGGGACCACAUCAAGAAAAAGAAAAUCCUCGGCUGAAGAGGUGCCUGCUGGGAAAAAGUUAAAACUCUCCCAGACCAGCAGCAGCCAAGAACCAAAACAACUUGACUCCGAGUCUGACAGCGAACAUAUCAGCGGUGUGGUCCAACAACGUUCAUCUUUUGCUGAAAAGGAUGGGACCACAUCAAGAAAAAGAAAAUCCUCUGCUGAAGAGGUGCCUGCUGGGAAAAAGAUAAGACUCUCCCAGACCAGCAGCAGCCAAGAACCAAGACAACUUGACUCUGAGUCUGAAAGCAAAUGUGACAGUUCUUCAGAGGCCGGAAGUUCUUCCCAAGAAAAAAGCUCUUGUCCACGGAAAAGUUGGAAGAGCCACUCUUCAUGCGAUGCUCUGCUUGAAGUAAAAUACAAGAAAGAAGGCCUGCUGGGAGAAGGAGGCUAUGGAUCAGUUUAUGCUGGCUAUCGCAUUUCUGAUGGGUUACCAGUAGCAAUCAAAUACAUCCCAUCUGAGAACGUGAUUAGAGAUCUGGCUGAUGAUGGGAAGCAGCUCCCCACUGAGGUAGCCAUCAUGCUAAAAGCAGCUGAUGGAAGAAAUGGACCUGUGGGAACCUCAGCCUCCGUCUCCCUGCUGGAUUUCUACGACCUGGAAGACGACUUAAUCCUGGUUUUAGAGAGACCAAACCCUGUUGAGAGUCUCUUUGAAUACUCACUAGACAAAGACAACUUAGAGGAGAAAGACACCAAGGUAGGCUGGUUCUGAAAUGACGGCCUGCUCACAGCAUGUCUUUGUUUUCUCUUUCUCCCUCUGAGGAGGUCUUCCUCCAUGUCCUUCUUCUCAGAGUAUUCUGUGUUUCCUGUCUUCCUCAGAUCAUUAUGGAACAGAUUGUCCAAGGUUUGAAAGAGCUUGAAGAAAAGAACAUCUUUCAUCGGGACAUCAAGUUGGAGAACAUUUUAAUAGAGACUGGCUCUGACGUCCCACGAGCACGCCUCAUUGAUUUUGGAAUGAGCUCUUUCACAGAGAGGGACACAGUUCAUGAGAUGGACUAUGACAAAGCUGACCAUGACCCCCCUGAGUUUAAUUUUGGAUCCUACUCAGCCGGGCCCACCACAGUGUGGCAGCUAGGGGUUGUGUUGUAUGAAGUUAUGCACGGAGACCUAUUCAACACAAAUGAUUUUCUGGAGAAAAAACAGGAAAUAAGCCAGGAGCUGUCCAGAGAAUGCAAGAACUUCUUAGAACAGUGUUUAGCUCCACUUCCAGAGAACAGGCCCACGCUAGACGAGCUCCUUCUUCAUCCGUGGCUUCAAAGAUAAGAGGAUCAAGCCAUGAUGGAGGACUCAUGAGACUCAUGCACCUAAGAAAGGAAGGACAUACAGGGAAGUAACAUCUCCCUGUAAAUAUGUGGGUUCAUUCAGACACUGCCCCCACAAUUCUACAAAAAUCCAAUUCGGUUUGAUUAGUUGGGCUUGCACCCCCCACCCCCGCUGGAUACAUCGCAGUCACUGUAAGUUGCAGAGUGCACCAGAGGCCUAAAAGAGGUUGUUGUGGUGAAGUCUAGUUACAAAGGGGUUCCGCCUUUUAGUGGCGGUUCGUCUCAAUUGCCAGUGAAGAAACCAACAGAACCCAACAUCCAUUAAAACUUGGGCCCUCGAAGUGACUCUGCAACCUAGCAGCGUGGAAGGCCCACUGCUGGGAGACCACAGCAGGUGGGUGCAGAGCUGUGCUGUGGCUGUAGCAUGUCUUCCUGUUGCCCGAACUCUCCCAGCAAAACAUUCCCUAGCAUUACACUAAAUUAUGACAUUUGUAUUAGGCUACAAUUCUACUUUAAUUUAAAUGUAUUGUUUUUUAUUAUUAUAUA
Molecule: messenger RNA, 2023 nt
Organism: Oryzias latipes (Japanese medaka)
Lineage: Eukaryota; Metazoa; Chordata; Actinopteri; Beloniformes; Adrianichthyidae
Source: RefSeq, a predicted model, not a curated record